GUUUACCAUACUUGGUUGUCACGUUGGAAAGCGCAAUCCAAUCCGCUUUUAUGUUUCACAUUACAGAAUUGUGAAUCAGAUAAUCAGAAGAUGGCGACAGCUGAGUCGGAAUCAAGUUUGAAUCCCCCUAAUUCCGAGGGGGAAAAAAGUGAAGCAACUGGUCAAGAAGUUGUAAAUCCUGAAGAUUACAUCAAACAUCCACUACAAAAUAGAUGGGCUCUGUGGUUCUUUAAGAAUGACAAAACGAAAACCUGGCAAGCAAACCUCCGUCUCAUCUCCAAGUUUGACACAGUGGAAGACUUCUGGGCUCUGUAUAAUCACAUCCAACUAUCAAGUAACUUGAUCUCCGGCUGUGACUACUCACUUUUCAAGGAUGGUAUCGAGCCCAUGUGGGAGGACGAGAGGAACAAGCGUGGUGGCAGGUGGCUCAUCACACUUUCCAAACAGCAGCGCAGGGCCGACCUCGACCGCUUCUGGCUGGAAACGCUCCUGUGCCUAGUGGGCGAAGCCUUCGAUGACCACAGUGAUGAUGUAUGCGGGGCAGUAGUCAACAUCCGAACAAAAGGAGACAAACUUGCGAUAUGGACAACAGACUACGAAAACAAGGAUGCCAUUACACACAUAGGACAAGGGUGGAAGGAGAGGUUAGGUGUGCCACACAAGGUGAUCAUCGGAUAUCAAUCACACGCGGACACUGCCACCAAGAGUGGUUCCACCACCAAGAACAAGUUUGUUGUCUAAGGAGUUUUUUUUGUUGGUUGGUUGUUUUUCCUUUCCGUUUCCAUGGCGUUUGUUGAAAUGCUGUUGCGAUGUUUAAUCUGCUACCCAAUUGAAACCAAAGCUUCAACACAGACAAUUGCCUUUAUUCAAUCAAUUACAAUAUGAUUUCACGACAAAAUGGUCUCAUUCAUAUUUGCCCUGAAACAAACCUAUACCUUCGAUGAAGGGUGGGAAUAACCAUGAGAAUUGAAAUACCCCCCAAAAAGUUAACCAUGUUCUUUUUUUAUGAGCCAUUUCACUUUUCUUACUGAGGAUAUACUAGUUGGCUUUUUGUUGAUAUGUUUUAUAUUUAACAGCAUCACACUCGUAGCUGCCAGGGAUUUCUCUGCGUAAGCGUGUUUUUGGGAUGCCUAAUUCCAAACUGUAAAAAAAUAUAUAUAUAUUAGUACCAGUCAAAAUUUUGGACACACCUACUCAUUCAAGGGUUUUUCUAU
Molecule: messenger RNA, 1214 nt
Organism: Salvelinus sp. IW2-2015
Lineage: Eukaryota; Metazoa; Chordata; Actinopteri; Salmoniformes; Salmonidae
Gene: eif4ea
Product: eukaryotic translation initiation factor 4ea
Biological process (GO): translational initiation
Cellular component (GO): cytoplasm; eukaryotic translation initiation factor 4F complex
Molecular function (GO): RNA 7-methylguanosine cap binding; translation initiation factor activity
Source: RefSeq, a predicted model, not a curated record